Capronia epimyces CBS 606.96 is the source of this 1011-nucleotide messenger RNA. RefSeq lists its product as uncharacterized. The record is from RefSeq and is a predicted model, not a curated record. Bases 1 to 1011 code for a protein of 336 amino acids. Lineage: Eukaryota; Fungi; Ascomycota; Eurotiomycetes; Chaetothyriales; Herpotrichiellaceae. The transcript has a single exon.
AUGUCUUCAGAGCAAGGCUCAAAGGCAAAAGACGCCUCGGCGACGCCAGUAAAAGGUCAAUCGUACGAGUCACAAAAGGCAUGGAAGGACGUCCAGCGGUUCCUGCCCAAGCGGCUCCAUUUCACCCCCGAGCACCACCCGGUGGAAGAGUGGUGGAUGAACCGGGGACACACGCUCCACCUGGACCGCUGGCGCAACCCGUCGGCCAAGGUGCGGGUCAUCAUGCACCACGGAGUAGGCACCAACGGGCGGCAGAUGAGCAUGAUCCUCGGGGUCCCGCUGCACACGGCGGGAUUGGAGCUGGUCGCCAUCGACAUGCCGGGCUACGGCUGCACGACGGCAGCCCCGGGCGUGACCUACUCCUAUGACGACUGGGUCGACAUUGCCAGCGAUUUCAUCGACCACGAGCUGGAGCUCGACUCGCGGCCGAUCGUGCUGUACGGCCUCAGUGCCGGCGGCAUGCUGACCUACCACGCGGCGGCGCUGAACAAGAACAAGAAGGUGGCAGGCAUCGUGGGCAUGACCUUCCUCGACCAACGCAUCCAGCAGGUGUCGGACGAGACGACGCGCAACCUCUUGAUCGCCCGCGUCGGCAUGCCCCUGGCCAAGCUGCUGCAGCAUGUGCCACUGGCCAAGGCCCUCUCGAUGCCCAUGUGGCUCGCCAGCAAGAUGUCCGCCCUGGCCAACGACCCGGCUGCCCUGCGCGUCCUGCUGGCCGACCGCACCUCAGGCGGCUCGUGGCAGUCGAUGCGCUUCCUGGCCUCCUAUUCGACCUACCAACCGGCCGUCGAGCCCGAGCACUUUGACGUCUGUCCCGUCUUGCUGACCCAGCCGGCCGAGGAUCGCUGGACCCCGCUGCAUCUGAGUGAGCUGUUCCUCCGUAACAUCACAAAGGUGCCCGUCAAGACCGUCAUCUUGGAAAAUGCCGGUCACUAUCCGCUCGAGGAGCCCGGCUUGCAGCAGAUGAGUGAUGCCAUCCUUGAGUUCGUGACCAAGUUGUCACCGGUUUGA